AUGGCUCAGGCUCAGGCUCAGCCUGAGCAAGGUGGUUCGUCGGGUGACGCCGAGCGGGCUAUGCACAGUCGCGUCUCUGUUUCCGAGGGACGCUCCUCUAGACGUAUCUCCCGCGUGUCCUACAAGGAAGACUGGGCCAACCUUGAUGAGUACGGCAAGCUUGUCAAGUACGUCUCCACUUUUCGGGAGGGGAGAGGCGACGAAGGCGCUGGGGAAGAAGAGGUGAGGCGGGUCUGGUAUGCUCCCUGGAAAAAGCGCAAGGUGGUUGUCAGGCGCGUCGACCAGGAUCUGCGGCUGCUACCAGAUGACUGGCUCCUCACCGACAUUCGUCAGGGCCUGCCCAGUGGUGAAGUCCCGGUCAGGCGUCGACGGGUAGGGUGGAACGAGCUGGUGUCGGAAAAAGAGAAUCCAAUCGCCAAAGUCAUUUCCUACUUCCGAGGCCCAAUUCUCUAUGUGAUGGAGCUGGCUGUCCUUCUUGCUGCCGGAUUGGACGACUGGAUCGAUUUUGGUGUGAUCAUCGGUAUUUUAGGCCUCAAUGCUUCCGUUGGUUGGUACCAGGAGAAACAAGCGGCCGACGUGGUAGCCAGCCUGAAAGGUGACAUUGCAAUGAGAGCCACGGUCAUUCGUGAUGGCCAAGAAAAGGAGAUCCUGGCCCGCGAGCUCGUCCCUGGCGAUGUGAUUAUUAUUGCAGAAGGUCAGAUUGUUCCAGCUGAUUCGCGGGUAGUCUGUGAUUUCAAAGACCCCAACGGGUUUGAGGAGUUCAAAACCAUCCGGGAUCAAGGCGACCUCAGCAGCACCUCGGAGUCUGAUCUUGACGACAAUGAGCCUGCAGAGGGCCAAGAAAAGGAAGAAAAGCAGGAAAAGAAAGAGCAAAAGCAGAGGAAGCGAGGGUAUCCUAUCUUGGCUUGUGACCACUCGUCUAUUACUGGAGAGUCGCUUGCGGUUGAUCGUUUUAUGGGCGAGAUGAUCUACUAUACCACGGGUUGCAAGCGCGGUAAGGCCUUCGCCAUUGUCCAGGCUAGCGCAAAGUCCUCUUUCGUGGGUAAAACGGCCAGUAUGGUCCAGUCGGCCCAAGGCGCUGGCCAUUUCGAAAUUGUCAUGGACAACAUUGGCAUGUCUCUUUUGAUCCUCGUCAUGGCGUGGAUCUUGGCGGCCUGGAUUGGUGGCUUCUUCCGCCAUCUGCCAAUUGCCGAGCCUCGUCAGCAGACCCUUCUUCAUUACACCCUUGCCUUGCUCAUUGUCGGUGUGCCCGUUGGUCUUCCAGUGGUGACCACCACCACGAUGGCCGUGGGAGCCGCAUACCUCGCGAAGAAGAAGGCAAUCGUGCAGAAGUUGACCGCGAUUGAGUCCCUGGCGGGCGUGGAUAUCCUUUGUUCUGACAAGACUGGUACACUGACGGCCAAUAAGUUGAGCAUUCGAAGCCCAUAUGCUGCCGAAGGCGUUGACAUUGAUUGGAUGUUUGCCGUGGCUGUCCUGGCGUCAUCACACAAUAUAGAUUCACUGGACCCGAUUGACAAAGUGACAAUCCUUUCCCUCAGGCAGUAUCCCAAAGCCAGGGAGAUCCUUCGCAGGGGCUGGCAGACGGAAAAAUUCCAACCCUUCGACCCGGUCUCCAAGCGCAUUGUAACGGUUGCCACUUGCGAUGGGAUUAGAUACACCUGUACUAAGGGCGCCCCCAAGGCAGUCCUCCAACUGGCAAAGUGUUCUAAAGAGACGGCCGACCACUACAAGGCAAAGACCCAGGAGUUUGCGCAUCGCGGCUUCCGCUCCCUCGGAGUGGCAGUGCAAAAGGAGGGAGAAGACUGGACACUCCUUGGUAUCCUUCCCAUGUUUGACCCUCCCCGAGACGACACGGCGCAGACGAUCCAUGAAGCGCAGAACUUGGGCAUUAGUGUCAAGAUGCUUACCGGUGACGCCCUCGCGAUUGCCAAGGAGACCUGCAAGAUGCUUGCUCUUGGGACCAAAGUGUACAACUCCGACAAACUGAUUCACGGAGGACUGAGUGGUGCCAUGGCUGGUGACUUGGUGGAGAAAGCCGAUGGAUUUGCGGAGGUGUUCCCGGAACACAAAUACCAAGUGGUACAGAUGCUCCAAGAACGAGGCCAUCUGACGGCAAUGACCGGAGACGGUGUUAACGACGCGCCAUCGUUGAAGAAGGCUGAUUGUGGCAUCGCGGUUGAGGGCGCCUCCGAGGCUGCACAGUCGGCGUCGGACAUUGUCUUCUUGGAACCCGGGCUUUCGACCAUCAUUGACUCGAUUAAGAUGGCUCGGCAGAUUUUCCACCGCAUGAAAGCAUACAUCCAGUAUCGGAUUGCCCUUUGCUUGCACUUAGAGAUCUACCUGGUCACGUCGAUGAUCAUCAUCAAUGAAAGUAUUCGAGUCGAGCUGAUUGUUUUCCUUGCCCUGUUUGCCGAUCUGGCGACUGUUGCGGUGGCAUAUGAUAAUGCGUCGUUUGAACUGCGACCCGUACAAUGGCAGAUUCCCAAGAUUUGGUUCAUUUCGGUGCUACUGGGUGUUCUGUUGGCCUUGGGAACGUGGGUGGUUCGUGGCAGCAUGUUCCUUCCCUCCGGUGGCAUCAUCCAGAACUGGGGUUCGAUCCAGGAAGUCAUCUUCCUCGAGGUUGCCCUCACGGAGAACUGGCUCAUCUUCGUCACUCGAGGUGCCGAAACCUGGCCGUCCAUCCACUUGGUCACGGCCAUUCUCGGCGUGGAUGUCCUGGCGACGAUCUUCUGCCUGUUCGGCUGGUUCACGAAUCAAACCAUGCCCACCAAUCCCAAAGACAAGUUUGUGGAGACCACGAACGGGUGGACGGAUAUCGUCACCGUGGUCCGGGUUUGGGGCUAUUCAUUGGGGGUGGAGAUUGUCAUCGCCCUGGUGUACUUCAUGCUGAACAAGUUCAAGUGGCUGGAUGAUCUUGGUCGAGCCAAGCAAGAUAAAGAUGCGCUCAAGUUCGAGAACCUGCUGGGCCACCUGGCGCGGUUGACCGUCGAAUACGAGAAGCCUGGUGAGCCGCCAGGUCGGUUCUUUUUGGCAACUAGCAAGGAAGAGGAGGAAGUCGACUAA
Messenger RNA from Aspergillus tanneri, 3063 nucleotides. RefSeq names its product putative plasma membrane H(+)ATPase. Gene Ontology annotation, cellular component: plasma membrane. Gene Ontology annotation, molecular function: P-type proton-exporting transporter activity; ATP binding; ATP hydrolysis activity. Gene Ontology annotation, biological process: proton export across plasma membrane; regulation of intracellular pH. The coding region runs from base 1 to 3063 and encodes 1020 amino acids. Lineage: Eukaryota; Fungi; Ascomycota; Eurotiomycetes; Eurotiales; Aspergillaceae. The transcript is spliced from 4 exons. The record is from RefSeq and is a predicted model, not a curated record.